This is a messenger RNA of Melampsora larici-populina 98AG31, 5205 nucleotides long. RefSeq lists its product as uncharacterized. Gene Ontology annotation, molecular function: phosphatidylinositol binding. Bases 1 to 5205 code for a protein of 1734 amino acids. NCBI's taxonomy places the organism in Eukaryota, Fungi, Basidiomycota, Pucciniomycetes, Pucciniales, Melampsoraceae. The record is from RefSeq and is a predicted model, not a curated record. The transcript has 8 exons.
AUGAGUGCAAGGCCACGCUCUGAUCAGUCGAGUUCCGAGUUCGACUCAGACUUCGACCAUCGCCCCCACAGCACGUUUAUUGCUGAUGCCAUUCGUUUAGCCGCGUCAAGACCAUUAUUGAUCAAUCACCCCAACUCGAAGAACAAGCCAUCAAGUACUUCUACAGACGCAGGCACUCUGCCCCCCGUGCGUCAAUUCACAGCACGCACUACCAGGUCGGGUAGCCUCACCAGCCAAGAUGAUGAUAUGGUGACAGAACCUUUAAAAAUCAAACGCACUUCUAGUACCUCAGUGGUUGCGCGUAGCUCAACCCACGCCGAGAAGAUUCCAACUGCUACAAUGAUGAACGUAACUGCGUCACACGUCGAUCGACAAUUCGAGGAUACUCUCUAUCACACUAUCCAUCCUUUCGAGACCGAAAUUGGUCGAGGACCAUCACACAUGUCCUCUGUUUCACAAACCAUCGCGCGGUUCCCCUCAAACCCUACACGCCCGCGCUUUUCACGAAUGAAGUCUGCGCCUACUCUCUCGCGGAAUGACUCGGCUGCAGAAACCGCACCUCUACCUCUCCCUGACGAAGACGAGGCAAACUCCAGCGAGACGUCAUAUUAUGGUCAGAGAAGCAACGUGGCAAGCACCCGAAAAAGUCUUAGGAUGGCUGGUUCUAGACCUCCUAGCGUAUCGCUGUCCUCCCACUCCCGCUCACGUGCUCAAAGCGUCCGAAGUCGUGCGUCUAGUGCCGCAAGCUGUCCUGACGAACGUGAUGACCAACCUGUCUCGGGUUAUCUCUUCUUACACGAGAUACCACCUCUUCCUCCUUUCCCCAAGCCUCCCUCCAAAAGCCGUCCGAAGCCCUCGUGGAAAGACGCUGAACAAAGCAGAAGUGGACUUCCUAAUCUGGAACGUGCGCUUUCGGUACGCUCAAUGAUGAAUGAAACGAAGGAGGGAACUUCACCGUUCCAGCCUUCUAAGACUGACACACCAUCAUUACCAUCACCUCAGCACGUGUGGUAUUUUCUACGGGUGUUAGUAGGCCUAGAGCUCCGAUGGGAGUUUUCGCGUGCCUGGAAACUAACGAGUCUUGAUCAUAUUGAAGGCGAUCGUGAUGGCAAUAAUAAUAAUAAUAUCAUGGGACACUAUGCUUUACCAAACGAUGAUGGGAGUACUUACAGUCAUGAUUCCAGCUCCACCACAGAGCCCAUGUCUUCGGAUCAUUUUCCUAUCCUACGCUACCUCAUUCGGCAUUUUCUCCUUACAUUUCCCAUAAUUCGGGACAUUGUUUCAGUGGAUCCAACUCACAUCAAUGCCAGCGAAUCGAACCAGGAGGAUAAUGACAAUUCUCCUACCAUUCCAAUAUACUGGACCGCUGGAAUAAUCCCUAUUCUGCGACGAUUCCAACAAGCCAAUCUUAGCACAUCGAUCGACUUGGGAAGCCGCGGUUUCCUUGAAAUCAUGGGCGGUGUUCAUGUCAUGGGUAUCAUCGAGCGGUUUGUUUCAACCGGUAUAAAGAUUUUGGACGAGCCCGUCGAUCUUAAGCGUGAAAGUUUGCAGCAUACUUUGGAAUCAUCAAGAUUGGACCCUUCGUUUCGGGAUGCGAGUGCCACCUCUCUGAGUCGUUAUGGAGAACAGAUGAAAGGUAUCGGCAAAGAGUGGCAAAGAAUCUCGGCCGGAAGCCACGCAGCUAGCCAACGGGCGGAGAUCGGAACCGUGACACCCUCCAACUCUUAUCACAUUGGUAAAAUCUCGCCGCGUGCAGAUUCAAGAUUAGAUCAGUCAAGUCAUCGAGACAUUGAAGAGUCAAAUAAUUACGAGCGCGUGGCCAAUAAAACCCCUUCGGCGGAUCCUGAAUAUGGCCAGGUGCGAUUGGGUCCGCGCGCUUCGAAUUCUGAUCUCACCACUUGGCUACCAAAUGUAUUCAAUCAAAUUGAAGCACCCGCAAUGAAUCUUUCAGAUACUGUAGGUAGCUCUAUUCGUCAUGAAUCCGACAACUUCCGCCAUCCGCCCACAGACCAGACUGCUGAUGGAUCAAAAGAAGAGUCUGAGCCACAUUCUAUCGCACAUCAAAUGUAUGUUUUAGCACUAGAAGGCUCAGAAACUGAUAAUAUGGGCCGAAAAACCUCGCAUUCGCAUCAAAUGAGUAACUCUCUCAGUCGAUUUGGGUCCGGACGUCAUCGCGCCAUGGCUUCCCCUUCCGAAAUGAGUCUUAGGGAAGGGGACGCUUCGGGAUAUCCUGAUAAUCCAUUAAAUGCGCAAGCCGAAAAGAGCUCCGUCGACUCCUUAAUAUGCUCUCCGAGCGCUCGUGCGAAGUACCAGAGACCGACGCCUGUAGAAGGCUACACUAUCCCUGACACCAUGCUCUAUCCCGAUUCGUCGACGCUGCAUCUUGAUUUGGAGUCAUCUCAGAAGCUCCAGGCGCCUCACGUAUAUGAUACAUCAUCUGCUCAUUACCGGAAAAGGUCAGAAAACGCCGGCAGAAGUGAUGACAAUCUUUUAGAUGGCGCCGAGAAAGAACAUGUCUCUGGUCAGAUACCCGGAGCUAGUGACGUGUCACGAAAGGAGGUUGGGACAUCUUCGAGGAAAAGACGGUUUACUUUGCGCUCGAUAUCACGUUGGAUGAACACACCGCCCAAAAGCUCGGAAGAUAUCGCCAAUAAACCAGUGGAUAUUCCUACCACAUCGCGCCUUGCCCCCGCUUCGUCUUCUCACUUGUCAAUAAACGCGAUGUCUCCAACAAUCUCAAGAGACAACACGGACAACUCAUCUGAAAUGUCUGAAAAUCAGCCUCGUCAUCGUUUCUAUGCUGCCAUGGCAGUCCCAGAAACGUUGUAUCAAAGUUCAUCGAAACAACAAUAUCGACAUGGUGUUGUGCCGAAGGUUCCAAGCAAGCCCGUAAAGAAACAAUUACCACCUGUUUGCAAGCAAGGAAUAGACUGGCCUUGGGGACAUCCUGUGCCUUUUUGGAAAGGCACGCCAAUUCACAAAGUCUCUUGGGGUGGCUUUGAAGUGGAUGUGGUCGGCUUGCGAAAAACAUUCCGGGGACACUCAUUCUUGAUCCGAGUUCGACGGCCGUCACGCAUGGAUGAAUACGUCCUGCGCGAUGAGAGCCACUUCAAACGUUACCUCGCGGUCCUAGACAAGGAGUUUCCCAAUGCCGUAAUAAGAAGGAUACCGAGCAGUGAUAUCAGACCAGAAGAUGACGUAAUCGACCCAGUUGAAGUAACGGAUUUCUUUCUGCGUCCGACACUUGACUUGGGCCGUGUAUCUGAGAGGCAAGAUCACUCUACCGAAGAAAAAAACGAAACCUACUCAGCUGUUGAAAAACAGGCAACUGGUCCGGCCUGGAGGAUCAAUGUUCAGCCACCGAGCACUAUCAAUACCACACGGACUAACGACCAGAAUGGGUUUUCCGGCAGACGUACCGGCGAGGAUACUAGAAUCGAUGGAUACCAGAAAAGGCUUUCGAGCAAUGUAACUCCCACUGGUACAAUUCGACGCAGGAAUACGCUGGGCUCACUAUUUCGAGGGGGUAACCACCAUUCCAAAUUUUCCCUUGAAACUCCAUCAGAUCAUGGGGUUCAAAUGCAAACCGAACCCUCUUACCUCCCCGACAGGAUAAAGUUGAAUAGAGAAUCUACCAGUGCAGGCAAGCCAAACAAUUUCAGCACUGGUCUCGCGAGGAAAUUGUCCAAAAAUUCAUCAAAGGCUUCGCAUGACGCCCAUCGACGAGCAUUGAGGGGUUGGCUUCGUGACACGCUUUCGAUCAGGAUGGUUGGGCAUCAUCGAGAGACCGCAGCUUUCUUACUCCUGAACAGCAUCAUACCAAAGGAAAUUGACUUACUAGAGAUACGGGAUAGGGAAGCUGUGGAUCGAGAUCGCAGAGAACGGAGGAUUUUGGUAGCUCAAGGUGCUGCAGAACGCGCGAAAUUGAUACAUGAAUGGUGGCGAGAAGUUGUUGAGGAGUUUGUAAGCGGAGAUGGAUUAAAUAACCUCUCGGAUGAAAUCAGGAAAUGCCGCAAGAUCGAUGAAUUGCCGAACAGGUUUCGAAAGUCAAUAGAAUGGAUUCAGAUGAAUAUUGCUCAAGGCAUACAUGACUUAUUAGUCAUUGUAGAAUUGCUGUUCUUUAAAAAGGGUACACUCAAUAAAGGCAGAAAAAGUUUGAUGCAACGCCUCAUCAACAUCGCUAUUAAUGAAGACGAAGAAGACCCCCUCUCCAUACAGAAGCGUAUACAUUCUUGCCGGGCACGUAUCCAGAGUUUGACGAUGUGCGAAAAACUGAUCAAGUUUGCGUAUGCCGACCGCGAAACGAAACAACUUUUCCGAACAUACGCCGAUUCAGAGAGACUCGAGCUGGUGGUAACGAUCGUGCGCAGCGCGGAAGAGCCCCGUUUAGACAAAUAUGACUUGGAGAGGGUCGUGCGAGCCUCGAAGGUAUAUGCCUCCCUCCUGAGAAAGAACCGCAACCGCAUCACGAAGUCGAUGACAGAAAACAUCAGUGUUCGAUUGAUUCUGGAUCUUAAGUUGUAUCUCCGUCUUGUCAGCCAAGAACGCGACACGAAGCAGGUCCAGGAAAUCUUCUCCGAAAGCAGCACACUCGAAGCAUUUGAGAUUCUAGUGACGCCUUUCCUUGAGUUUCUUAAGCGCACUUACAAGAUUGGAAAUGGACCACAAGCGGUAGAUGAUUCUCAAAAGUUUAUCGAACAGCUUAUAACUAUAUUAACUGCUUUAAGAAACAGGAUCCAGGAUCCCCAGAAAUCAGUCCGCAUCAUCGCUCGAUUAUUGGAUCGCCAUCAGCAAACCCUUUAUGCUUGGAUACGAUCCAUACAUACUCAUGAUUCAAUUUUCGAAGAGAUCUUUCAGUGGGCUUGGACGGCAAUGAUGUUUCUCAGACGCGGUCUCUCGGAGCCUGUACUCUUGCCUCAAAUCCUUCCAACCACAGGAAAUGACGCUCUCAAAAGCGAACUGGACGAUCUGGUCCAUUGGGAAUCUCUGAAACGCAAAUUACAAUAUGAGCACCUGUGCCGCCGAUAUUCUUCGGACGUGGAUGGCGACGAUCCAGUGAUAGUUGAGGGGGAUGGGUUUGGGAAAUCCAAGCUAGAGCCUCUUGUGGAAAUAUCACCGCGACCCCCAAGGCUAGAGCAAAUUCCGCGUUGCUUAUCAGCCUUCAGGAAUGCGAUUUCCCAAACGUGUUUUAGGUUCCUUGUGUGA